Molecule: messenger RNA, 2073 nt
Organism: Sclerotinia sclerotiorum 1980 UF-70
Lineage: Eukaryota; Fungi; Ascomycota; Leotiomycetes; Helotiales; Sclerotiniaceae
Exons: 2
Coding region: 1-2073 (690 amino acids)
Cellular component (GO): membrane
Source: RefSeq, a predicted model, not a curated record
AUGAUAGAAAUUUUGGCAACUUCAUCGCCGAUAGGCUCCGAGAUAUUUGCUCUGAUUUCCUUGCUCGUUAUCAGUUUAGUUGUACUACUUAUACUAAGACAUUAUCUUCCUAUCCGCACCACUCCGGCAUACCUUCUCGUUCCAAUCUUCUUCGCCCUUUGGUUGCCGGCAAGUAUCGUAUUACUGGUUCCUAUCGAUCUUGCUUCAAGUGCAAGGACUGAGGAUGCAGGAAGUCGAGGAAUAUGGCUUUACGAUCGAGUACUUUUGGUCGCCUGGCGCAUCACAUAUUGGCUUACAUUUGCCUUGACUUGGUUCAUUUUACCAAUUCUCGCCGAGUACGCUGAUGCCGGAUACCGAGAUCCAAAAGGGCGUCUACUGUUUUCUUUGCGCGCAAAUGCCCAGUAUCAAGCCCUUAUUCUCGGAGCUGGUCUUGCCACAAUGUUAUACAUAUUUAUCAAACAGGGGGUAUCUCCCGAGUCAUUGAAGAGUGUGGUCAUGGCCCUUGCAUAUUGUUGGGGAUUGGUUUUGGCUAUUUAUCUUAUGGGUCAUGGGCUUGUCUCGAUACCUCGAAACCUAUUUAGAAAUGCAAGCAUUAGUGGGAAAUUGAGAAGGGUCCAAACUCGGGCACCAAAGGUUCAUGAAAAUAUGGAGGAUGCGAUUCAGAAAUUAGAGGAUUUGGAGGCACAGGUUGCACAAUUGGCUCAAAGAAAAACUGGUACCGCGAGAGAUUUCAAGGACUGGAUCGAGGAACUUGCGGAUGAGACACACUUACCCGAAGCUCGACCACGAACUUUAGCACGACGAAUGUCUGAGCCAAAUGCUACUAUUCCCAACGUCAUUACGGAACGAUACUUGGCAGAUCUAAGCCGCCAGCUGACGAGAGCUAGGCACAGUCGUGCCCGGUACCUUGAUGAAUGGGAUCGACUCCUCAAAGAUGCUGUGGAAACACAGGCUAUAUUGGACUCAGCCGCAUCAAAAAAGAUUGAAAUUGGCCAAAUUUCUCCCCAUUCUUCUAUAUUCGAUCGAAUCACUAUUUUCACACCUUAUGCUCGGUACCUAUUCUACUACUACUUCUUACCGUACUCGAAAAUCACUUUGGGCGUUAUCUUGGCUCUGGCCUCGAUAUGCAUCAUCUGGUCUGAAUUUAUCAAGUCCAUCAAUCCAAUUUUCUCAAUAAUUGCAGUUACCGUCGUUCAUCAUCGCGAUAGCGAGAAAGGGGAGAUUGGAUUCGCAGGACAGAUGAUUGCAGCUUUCUGGAUUUUAUACAUGUGUGCAGCAGCUUUGAGCUCUCUUUCUGAAGUCAAGGCAUGGAGAGGGCGCGCGCUCGUCAGAAGGAACACUCAUGGGGAAGCCGCUAUGUGGUUUGCCAUGCAAGUAGCCAAGCUUUCUGUUCCACUUUCAUUCAAUUUUAUUACCUUUCUUCCACCAGAUGUUUACAAAAAGACAAUGUUUUACAAGUUCCUUGGAAAGCUGAUUGUUUUCACACCUCUUGGGGAUUGGUUUGAUUGGUUUUUCCCAAUUUUCAUAUUAGUUCCUGUGUGCGCAACUCUUUUUAACCUCUAUGGAAAAGUGAAAGACUGUGUAGGGUAUGGAGGAGUUAUUGAAGAUGAAGAUGAAGACAAUGAGAGUGGCUAUGGCACUGGAUCGUGGCGUGAAGGUCGCAAUUUGAUUGAGCGUGAGCUGGGUCAUUCGUCACUUGGCGGACUUGGGGAAGUUUCUGUUGAUCGACGCUCAGUUCCGAACAAUCCAAAUAAUCGUGCCGCUCCUGUAUUGACCCUACCGCGAGCCGAGAGGCAGCGAGCCCUUGGCACAGCAUCUACCUCAAGACCUAGUGUUGAACCACAACAACGCCAUGUUGAACCAGCAGAAGAAGAAGAGAACUUUUUUGAAGCAUUAGGCCAUAGAAUGAGGAACACAAUCGACACGUUUGAACCACCACGAUUCCUUGAAGGAAUUAAGAAACCAAAGUGGAUGGGAGGGGAUGACGAGGAUGACGGACAGCCAAGCCGGGGUGGAAGUGACUUCACUCGCUGGUUUGGUGGUGGUAAUCAAGAAGGAAGAGUACGAUUGUAA